AUGUUUGAGUCUGUCAUUGUGGCCACUGUCCAAUAUAUCUCACUGAAGGUCUCCCUCACCCUUCUUGGCCUCUACUUCACAAAACAUGAUGUCUUCCUCCAGCUAUUGAUCCCUGCUGAUGAAGUGUCCAAAGCAAAGCAAGCUUGCCCUGCCCUCAGCAUUUGGGGCGUGUGUGAGGCUGGCUCCUCCUCUUUCCAGUCCUGGCCCCCAGACCCUGCCUCCUUGCCCAGGGUCCAUGGCUCCCACUCUGGGCUCCCCUUUGGGUCUCUGUGUCUUUGCACACAGUUCCGACACGCUCCAGGACCCAGGACCCUGCUCAGCACCCAGCUCUGCAGCAGCUCUUGCAUGUACAGCGGGGCCCUCACUUCCCACAUGCUGUGUGCCGGCUACCUGGAUGGGAGGGCAGAUGCGUGCCAGGGGGAUAGCGGGGGCCCCCUGGUGUGCCCAGAUGGGGGCACGUGGCACCUGGUGGGGGUGGUCAGCUGGGGCCAUGGCUGUGCAGAGCUCAACUACCCAGGAAUCUACACCAAAGUAGCCGCCUUCCUGGACUGGAUCCAUGACAUAGCACAGGAAACCUGUGCCCUGCCCCCGGAGGAUUCAGCUUCCCACCUGCCUGGGCAGAGCUGUCAAGCCUUCCGAGGCUUCCCAAGAAGAUUGCUCCUGGCUGCCAUGCACACAGCCAUGCCCAGGGUGAAGCUCGUUCCCAUCUGCUCCUUCUGUGAGCUUGUGGAGCCCCAGGGCCCCGUGUUGAUAUCCUUGAUCAUCAAUACUUUCUUCAUGAACAAAGAGAUAUUUCUGAGGAAGCUGACUUCAAAUUCACCAGAUGCUCUGGACAAAAUCAGAUAUGAAAGCUUGCCAGAUCCCAGUAUGCUAGCCUCUGGGAAAGAGCUGCAUAACCUCAUAACAAACAAGCGGGAUCGAAACCUCAUGAUUGUGGACACUGGAAUUGGGAUGACCAAGGCUGACUUGAUCAAUAACCUUGGUUCCAUCUCCCAGUCGGGGACCAAAGCAUUCUUGGAAGCUUUGCAGGUUGGUGCAGAAAUCGCCAUGAUUGGCCAGUUUAGCGUGGGGUUUUAUUCUGCGUAUUUCGUUGCUGAGAAAGUGACCAUGAUCACCAAACAUAAGGAUAAUGCUCAGUCUACGUGGAAGUCUUCAGCAGGAAGGUUGUCCAGAGUUAGGACGAACACAGACAAACGUAUGGGUGGAACAAAGGUCAUCCUGCAUUUGAAAGAAGAUCGAACUGAGUAUUUUGGAAGAAGAAUGAAGGAAAUAGUGACGAAACAUCCUCAAUUCACUGGCUAUCCAGUUACUCUUUUCGUGAAAAAAGAAUGAGAUAAAGAAGUGAGUGAAGAUGAGGCUAAAGAAGAGAAAGAGAAAGAAGAAAAGGAGUCUGAUGACAAGCCCGAAAUCGAAGAUGUUGGUUUUGAUGAAGAAGGAGAAAAGAAGGAUGGUGACAAGAAGAAAAAGAUCAAGGAAAAGUACCUCCACCAAGAUGUACUCAACAAAACAAAACCCAUUUGGACCAGAAAUCCUGACAAUGUUAUCAGUGAAGAAUAUGGAGAGUUCUAUAUAAGGCCUUGACCAGUGACUGGGAAGACAACCUGGGUAUGAUGAAGCAUUUCUCAGUUGAAGGACUGUUAGAAUUCAGAGCCCUUCUUUUUGUCCCAAGACAUGCUCCCUUUGACCUGUUUGAAAACAGAAAGAAAAAGAACAACACUAAAUUAUACAUACACAUAGUUUUCAUCAUGGAUAACUGUGA
Loxodonta africana (African savanna elephant) is the source of this 1759-nucleotide messenger RNA. RefSeq names its product transmembrane serine protease 5 (gene TMPRSS5). NCBI's taxonomy places the organism in Eukaryota, Metazoa, Chordata, Mammalia, Proboscidea, Elephantidae. Gene Ontology annotation, biological process: protein stabilization; proteolysis; protein folding. The record is from RefSeq and is a predicted model, not a curated record. Gene Ontology annotation, molecular function: ATP-dependent protein folding chaperone; disordered domain specific binding; ATP binding. Gene Ontology annotation, cellular component: neuronal cell body; nucleus; plasma membrane.